Molecule: messenger RNA, 1671 nt
Organism: Exophiala oligosperma
Lineage: Eukaryota; Fungi; Ascomycota; Eurotiomycetes; Chaetothyriales; Herpotrichiellaceae
Exons: 5
Coding region: 1-1599 (532 amino acids)
Biological process (GO): transmembrane transport
Cellular component (GO): membrane
Molecular function (GO): transmembrane transporter activity
Source: RefSeq, a predicted model, not a curated record
AUGGACGACAUGAACAAACCCUCACACGACCACAGAGAUGUUGAGAUGGAUCAUCACGUGGACAGGCGGUCUCUCGAUGAUGAACAACUACUGGCUGCCCUUGGGCACAAACAGGAAUUGCGACGCGAGUUCUCGCUAUGGUCACUAGGUUGUUUGUGCCUCUGCCUCAUGGCAACAUGGGAAGCACUAUCAACCGUGGUCGCUGCCGCUUUGAUCAGCGGAGGGCCUCCUUGCCUGUUCUACAACUAUGUCAUAUCAUUCCUGGGAACGAUAGCCGUAGCCCUAUCCUUGGGUGAGAUUGCCAGCAUUUGGCCAACCGCAGGAGGUCAAUAUCACUGGGUUGCCGUCCUUGCUCCACAAAACACUCGAGUCAUCGCAUCGUGGUUCACUGGCUGGAUUUCUAUCGGUGGUCAGAUUGUGCUUACAGCUUCGGCCGCCUUCGCAGCUGGACUCCAACUCCAAGGGCUCAUCACCUUGAAUCAUCCCGAUAGUUAUGUUCCACAACGAUGGCAAGGAAUGCUGUUUUACUGGCUUGUUCUCGUUUACGCUGCCGCGGUGAAUAUCUGGGGGUCGAAGAUACUGCCACAUGCAAAUCUGGCUUCUGGUGUCUUGCAUAUCGUCGGCUUCAUUGCCAUUGUGGCUCUGCUGGGAGCCAUGUCGCCCAAGCACUCUUCGCACUAUGUGUUUGUAGAGGUCUCGAAUUCCAGUGGCUGGAGCAGCGAUGGUGUCGCUUGGCUUGUCGGCCUCUUGAGUUCGGUAUACCCAUUUCUUGGGUAUGAUGCCGCAGCACAUCUAGCAGAAGAGUUACCUCGUCCAAGUCGAAAUGCUCCUCUCGCCAUGGUUGGUUCCGUUGUCGCCAACGGAAUUUUAGGUUUCAUUUACUGCAUCAUCCUGCUGUACAGUCUGGGAGAUCUUAACGAUCUUCUCAAAUCACCUACUGGAUUCCCAUUCAUGCAGUUAUUCCUGAACGUCACCAAGUCCAAGGCCGGCGCGACCAUCUUGGUCCUCAUCAUAUCACUUAUUGCCGUCGCCGCAAAUGCCGCCGGGUUGACGUCGACGAGUCGCACCUUUUGGGCUUUUGCUCGAGACGAAGGUAUGCCAGCUUCGAGGUACUUUGCGCAUGUUCAUUCGAACCUCAAAGUACCGGUCCGUAUGAUCCUCCUCGUGACGGUCCUGCAAUUCCUGCUCGGCUUCAUCUACCUGGGCAACACGACGGCAUUCAAUGCCAUCCUUUCCAUGGCAAUCAUUGGCAUGUAUCUCAGUUACAUCCUCCCGAUCGUCUACAUGCUUCUAUGCGGCCGGAAGAAGCUCAACAGAAGUGACUACGGACCUUUCAAACUUGGCCAGAUUGGGGGUAUCAUCAUCAACACCAUCGCGGUCCUAUGGUUGGUAUUUGCCAUGGUGUUCAGCACUUUCCCCAACUUUGAGCCAGUCAAUGCUCAGAACAUGAAUUAUUCCACGGUAGUACUCGUCGGAUGGGUUUUGUUCGGCGCCCUUUAUUACCUCUUCUUUGGCAGGAAGGUGUACACUGGUCCGGUGGUUGAGACUCCUGCAACCGAAUUGCAAAUCACAAAUGUGCACGCCACUGAUCAGAAAUAGGCUGUAUGUACAUUAGGAGUGUUGUUCGAGAUGCCUGACCGGUGAAGAUCCAUGACGAGACUUUUAUUCGAG